Arxiozyma heterogenica is the source of this 1371-nucleotide messenger RNA. It is a transcript of the gene KRE2, whose product is annotated as alpha-1,2-mannosyltransferase KRE2. Gene Ontology annotation, biological process: cell wall mannoprotein biosynthetic process; protein N-linked glycosylation; protein O-linked glycosylation. Bases 1 to 1371 code for a protein of 456 amino acids. Gene Ontology annotation, molecular function: alpha-1,2-mannosyltransferase activity. Lineage: Eukaryota; Fungi; Ascomycota; Saccharomycetes; Saccharomycetales; Saccharomycetaceae. The record is from RefSeq and is a predicted model, not a curated record. The transcript has a single exon. Gene Ontology annotation, cellular component: Golgi apparatus; membrane.
AUGGCUAGAUUUCCAAUCUUUUUAAGUAAAAGAUUGGUAAGAUUUAUCGUCUUAAUUGUUGUGUUCCUUGUUAUUAUUUUUAAUCUAGGUUCACAGAAUGACACUGUUAAUAAAGCUAUUAUAGGUAAUAAUAAUAAUAAUGUUGGUUCUGUAAAUAACAUUGAAAAUUUGAAAGCUGCAGGGUCUGCUAAUAAUAACAAUAAUAAUCCUCCAAUAAUAGUAGAUGAACCACAGUCCGAUUCACAAGAAUUCAAUGUUAAUAAUAAUAAUAACGUUGUUAUCCCAGAAAGUCAUCAAUUGAGUCAAGAGGAAAAAAUGGAACAAGUUGAAGCUAGUAUAUCAAGAUUUAGCACAGGAGACACCAUGAGUUUUAUUAGUUUAUCAUUUAAAAAUAAAGGUAAGAGACCAAAGGCAUGUUUCGUUACUUUAGUAAGAAAUUCUGAAUUAAAUGGUAUCGUUAAUUCAAUUAGAUUGGUUGAAAAAAAAUUUAAUGCUAAAUUUAAAUACGAUUGGAUUUUCUUAAAUGAUGAACCUUUUACCGAUGAAUUUAAAAACACUAUCGCUAGGGAAGUCUCAUCUACUGUCAAAUUUGGUUUGAUUCCAAAGGAACACUGGUCUUAUCCAGACUUCAUUGAUCAAGAAAAAGCUGCUCAGACAAGAAAGGAUAUGGCAAAUAUCAUCUAUGGUGGUUCAGAAUCCUAUAGACAUAUGUGUCGUUAUCAAUCUGGUUUCUUCUGGAGACAUCCAUUGUUGAACGAUUAUGACUGGUAUUGGAGAGUUGAACCAGACAUUAAGAUUUACUGUGAUAUCAACUACGAUGUCUUCCAAUGGAUGCAAGAUAAUGAAAAAGUUUACGGUUUCACCAUCACUAUUCACGAAUAUCUUGAUACUAUCAAAACCUUAUGGGAAACUUCUAUGAACUUCUUCAAAGAACACCCAUAUUAUAUGGCUGAAAACAAUUUAAUGAAAUUUAUCUCUGAUGACGGUGGUAAGACUUACAACUUAUGUCAUUUCUGGUCCAAUUUUGAAAUUGCUAAUUUGAAUCUUUGGAGAUCUCCAGCUUAUAAGAAAUACUUCGAUUAUUUGGACCAUGCAGGUGGUUUCUUCUAUGAAAGAUGGGGGGAUGCUCCUGUGCAUUCUAUUGCUGCUGCUUUGAUGAUUCCACAAGAUAAAUUACAUUAUUUCUCAGAUAUUGGUUACUAUCAUAUUCCAUAUGAUAACUGUCCAUUGGAUCCAGUUGUUUGGAAAGAAAAUAAUUGUGAAUGUGACCAGAACAACGAUUUCACUUUCCAAGGUUAUUCUUGUGGUAAAGAAUAUUUUGAGGCUGCUGGUUUGCAAAAACCAGAAGGUUGGGAAAAGUACAGAAACUAG